Molecule: messenger RNA, 570 nt
Organism: Egretta garzetta (little egret)
Lineage: Eukaryota; Metazoa; Chordata; Aves; Pelecaniformes; Ardeidae
Product: p53 apoptosis effector related to PMP-22
Exons: 3
Coding region: 1-570 (189 amino acids)
Biological process (GO): cell-cell adhesion
Cellular component (GO): membrane; cell-cell junction
Source: RefSeq, a predicted model, not a curated record
AUGGUGAAGUACGGCCUCGACUACACACGGUGCAGAUGGAUCCUACCCCUGCUCCUGGGCAUAGGUGUCAUCUUUGGUAUCAUUGCGCUGGCGGGCAGGGGCUGGCUGGAGUCGCAGACCUUGCCCUACGUGCACCAAGCGUCGUUAUGGGAGAGCUGCAGGAGGCCUGACCAGGGUGGGGAAUGGACCUGCGAGUCCCUCAUGGGUUACGCUUGGGGAAGAGCUGCUGCUGCCACAUACCUGGUCGGCUUUUUACUUCUAGUCAUCUGUUUUGCUUUGGCCAUCAUAGCAUUUGCCAUUGACACGCUACGGUUCAACUUCAUACGCGGGAUUGGAGGCUUGCUUUUUGUCGCUGCUGUGUUCUCCAUCAUGGGCCUGGUCAUUUAUCCAGUAAAGUUCUCGUCUGAAAUUGAAAUGACAAGAGUCAAUAUGUUCAGCUGGGCCUACGGCUUUGGCUGGACCACCGCCAUUAUGGAAAUAUGCUUGGGAUUCUUCUUCUGCUGCCUUCCUAACUAUGAAGAUCAGAUCUUGGGUAAUGUGAAGCCCACAUAUUUUUACUCUUCCCCAUAA